AGGUCUUACAUUGGACAUGUUCUAUUCCCAUGCCCUCCUGGCAUUCUUUGGUGAUGCACUACGUAUAAUCGGAGGUCGCUCUCCUCUUGAUUGGGACAGUACUAUUUCCCUGACCGAUGCAGAGAAUUCUGCUGUCUCGUCAUGUUGUGAUCUUAUAGCCGAUCUACUUCAAGGAAGUUGCCAUCAUGAUCCUGUUUAUAGUGAGGAACUACAGUUUAAUAUUACCUCUGAUGCGAGUCAGUUUGGCUACGGAUGGUCUAUUACUGAGAAUAACUCUCCUCAAUUUGGUUAUCAACGAGCGCGGUUAUGGAAGAGAUCUGAGCUACAUUGGCAUAUAAAUCGACGAGAACUAUAUGCCCUUUGUGACAGUGCUACCUUUAUGCUGGAUAUUGUAGACUCGGUGCUAAAAUCCGGCAAGAAGUGUUCUAUUUUGUUUAAUGUGGACUCUCAGACCACCGCUCGUUGGGUUGCGACAAAUAAGAGCUCCUGCCGUACUUUGGAGAAGCACGCAGUUGCUCGACUCAUUGGUAUAUUCAGCGAAAUUACUCAUCAUUGGCGAGAUAUUGGGGUUACUUACAAGGUCGAGCUCAUUCGAGGGCACGAUAAUAUGGUUUCUGAUAUGCUCUCCAGGCUUGCACAACGAUAUGAUCUGGUAUCUGUGAUCUAUGGUGAUGCCUUUGAUGAAGGAUGGGUGGACGAAAGUUGUUUUGUGCCUACGACGACGUUGCGGACUAAUUCGAUUGCUCCGACUGAUUCUCCUCUGCUUGCUGUUAAUGAGGAUUUAGUCGAUGAUUCGGUUAAUGACUAUACUGAGCUUUAUAUUAACCUCCUUAUUGUGAGAGCUUUUCAUGCUUGGAAGGUCAGUACUGGCAAAAUGGAGAACUAUUCGGAGAUGCUAUCGGUCUGCAAUAUGAAGGCAAGGGAAUGGCUCAAAUCUUACCAACGGUCAUCGUUAUCUCUCCGCCCGUUAUUUAAACAAGUACUUGAUGAGCACCAUCCUCAGGACCGUUACCUCGGAAGGAAAAGGUGUACUGGUCAUUUUUAUCAACUAUCUGAAGAUGGCCUUUUGGUGGAGUUACGAUAUCCCUUUGGAGAUAUCCUAGCCGUACCUUUUCGAGUGAUUGUUCUUCCGACCGACGACACUAGUUUACUGGAGCAGCUUGUAUUACGAUUUCACUUGAAAGGUGGUCAUACUGAUUCUCGUCAUACAAGAUGGCGUAUCUCGCGAAGCUUUCGGUGGGCUGGUAUGCGUAAGGAUAUUCAACGUGUUUGUCGAUCUUGUGUUCGGUGCCAGUAUAUUGCGGCUAGUCGACGUUCGAAGACUAUUUCAAGAAGACUUGAUACUUCCGUACGUGAACCUUGGUCCAUCUUAUCUACUGAUAUUCUUGGACCUGUGCGUAAGGACGCUCAUGGAUUUCAAUAUGUGCUAGUAACGAUAUGUCAUAUGAGUCGUUUCGUGGUAUUGGCUCCCCUUAAACGUGCCGACGCUAAGGAGGUUAUUGCCGCACUGCGAAUCAUUUGGAAUUGGUGGGGUGUGCCCUCCCAGAUUCGAUCUGAUAAUGGCCCGUGUUACAAGUCUCUUUUGUACAAGCGUGCUAUGGAAGCUGAUGGUAUAAGAGUGAUGUAUAUAAGUAGAUACUCACCUUGGAGUAAUGGUCUUUGUGAACGAGUGAUGCCUUCUGUGAAGAAUUACCUGAAGGGUCUUAGUAAGAAGGAAUAUCGAGAUUGGUCAUCCUCUUUGUCCACUAUUGUUCGACGUCUCAAUACGAAGCCUUUACGAGAUGGGAGUGACCAAAGUCCUUACUCUAUUAUAUUUGGUCAUCAUUAUCAUGAAGAAGAGGAACGACGCUUCUCCUAUGAUGAUGGUCAUAUUUCAUUACCGAAUGUUGAUGACGAAGUGAUUACUACCGAGGAGGUUAAGUCUUUACAGUCACAACGAGCACUUAUCCUUCAAGAAGUUCUCCAUAAUCGUGAAGAUCGUGAACCAAAUCAUGGUCCAGAUCAGGUUAUUUCAAGAGCCGUACCGUCUAUUGGAAGUAAAGUCAUCAGAGUCGGCUCGAUGGCUAAAGGAGAUCAACGUGUCUAUACCGUUACUAGUGUUGGAAAGGACGGUGUGACCGUUAAUAUUGUUAGUCCUGAUGGUGUAACUACUCGAGAGCAUGGUUCGAAUCUUCGCCGCUUCUGGGGGGCGAACUGUUAGGUUCAGUAGCUAGAUUCUCCCAUUUUUCUCUCUAUUUGUCUCCAUUUGUGUUAGCAAGACCAUCUCUGUGUGACCGUAUCCUACUAAGCCUUUUUUAGCUUAGUUUUGCUAGGUCAUUCUAUUUGAUAUAAGUAA
This is a messenger RNA of Perkinsus marinus ATCC 50983, 2335 nucleotides long. Its product is annotated as gag/pol/env polyprotein, putative. The annotation marks the transcript as partial. The record is from RefSeq and is a predicted model, not a curated record. Gene Ontology annotation, biological process: DNA integration. Gene Ontology annotation, molecular function: nucleic acid binding. The transcript has a single exon. Lineage: Eukaryota; Perkinsozoa; Perkinsida; Perkinsidae.